GGUGAUUUGAGUGAGCAGUCGCCUCCCCUUGCGGCGGAACCAGAGAAGAGACCAGGGAGCUAUCUGAGCCUCUCCAAUCCAUUGAGGUUUAUUUUCUGUAUGUAUACAACUGAUCCUGCGGAGUUCUACACAGCGCCCUACAUCUCCUUUUCUUUUUUUGGAUCAAGCAUUUAUAUACCGCGCAGCGCUAGCCAGGGACGGUCAGUCACGCAUCUCCAGAUUUCAUUCACGCAACGAAAGUGUUUGUAG
Heterobasidion irregulare TC 32-1 is the source of this 249-nucleotide messenger RNA. RefSeq lists its product as uncharacterized. The record is from RefSeq and is a predicted model, not a curated record. The annotation marks the transcript as partial. The transcript is spliced from 3 exons. NCBI's taxonomy places the organism in Eukaryota, Fungi, Basidiomycota, Agaricomycetes, Russulales, Bondarzewiaceae.